This is a messenger RNA of Dimorphilus gyrociliatus, 453 nucleotides long. The record is from the annotation of a GenBank genome assembly. Lineage: Eukaryota; Metazoa; Annelida; Polychaeta; Dinophilidae.
AACUCACCGCUUUUCUCAUUAUCGCUCUGUCGAUAUCACCUAUCGAAAUUUUAGAAAAUAAUGGACGAUGAUUUAAAUGCUCUUCGCCAAAAACGUUUGGCUGAAAUGGAAGCUAACCAGCGGGGCUUCGGAGGGGAAGGUAGUGAAGAUGCCCAAAGAAAAAUGGAAAUGCAGAAGAAGCAGGAAGACAUGAAAAAUAGUAUUUUAAAUCAAGUGCUUGAUCAAAAUGCGAGAGCAAGAUUAAAUUGCAUAGCACUAACCAAACCGGAAAAAGCUAAAAUGGUUGAGAGCAUGCUAUGUCAAAUGGCUCAAACUGGGCAGAUAAUGGGAAAAUUGGGUGAAGAUCAAUUAAAAAGUCUUCUAGAACAAGUUAACCAGAAGACCCAAAAGCAAACUACAGUUAAAUUUGAUAGAAGGAGAGCUGCUUUCGAUAGUGAUGAUGAAGAUUAUUGA